This is a messenger RNA of Aspergillus candidus, 2555 nucleotides long. RefSeq names its product LEA domain protein. The record is from RefSeq and is a predicted model, not a curated record. Bases 90 to 2426 code for a protein of 778 amino acids. NCBI's taxonomy places the organism in Eukaryota, Fungi, Ascomycota, Eurotiomycetes, Eurotiales, Aspergillaceae. The transcript has 2 exons.
CUUCAAGACAUAUUAUACCCAUAUCCAUUCAUACACUCAACACUGUACUUCAAUACUCGACUACAUUUGAACCUUGAACAAUAUCGAAAAUGUCCAACCAAAGCCAACAUAUCAACCCCCCCGAAUCCUCCACCGCAAACUACCACAUUCCCGGCGCCCUCCCCACCGAAUGCAAAAACCGCACCGACCAGCCUGAUACCAACCAGUCUGAAACCGACAGUCCCAACCAGCGCGACUUGCCCUCUCCCACCCCAGACGACAGCCAGUCGCAAGCCUCGGGCUCGCGCUGGGGCCUCGGCAGCGGUCUCGCCAAGGGUUUCGGCAGCGUCAAGCAAGCCGUGACAGGAAGCAACGCCGGCAGCGCCAGCAGCAAUAAGAACAAGGACUACGAGGCGGGUCUGAAGGACCUGGACAACCUGAAGUUGUCGGACGAGGACGUCGACGCGCGCAGGGAGUCCCUUGCGCCCGGUGAGAGCGUCGCAGUAGACGACAAGAGAGAUACCCUCGAUAAGCCUACGUCGCCGCCGCCGUCUGCCUCGCAGGCGACGCCUGUUGCUAGCAAUGCGGAUCCCAUCGGGGAGGAGGGAGAACAGAACGACAAUACCUCUGCGGAUCCCACCGGAGAGGAGGCUGAACAGAAUGACGAUACCUCUGCGGAUCCCACCGGGGAGGAGGCUGAACAGAAUGACGAAACCCCUGCUGAGCCGCAGCAGGUUGACCUCUCUAUCCUCAAUGGUCUGACACCGAACAAGACAGGGGUGGUCAUCGGCCCGGAUGGGUUCCCUGUCGGUCGCGUCGUCGAGGGCAACCCCCGUGAGCUUGCGGGACGGGCCAUCGACGGCGAAGACGGGUGCAUCUAUGACGGCAAACGCGUGCUAGGUCGCGUGGAAGCCAUCCCUGAGGACCAGCGCGAGACGAAGCACGAGGGUCCGUUCGCUGGUCUGGAAGGCCUGGUCGUUGGUGAUAACGGGCUAGUCCAGGAUGUGCGGGGUAUGGUUGUCGGGCGCAUCGUGGAGGGUGAUGCGUCUGCGUUGCGCGGUCGCGCUGUCGAUGAUGAUGGUGAUAUCGUUGAUCGGUUCGGAACUUCCAAGGGGAGGGCCGAGCCGUAUCAGGAGGAGGAAGAGGAGGAGCCGCAGCCUGAGGAGCAGGAUCUGUCUAUCCUUGAGGGGAAGACGGUCAACAAGGCCGGAAAUGUCGUUGAUGAGCACGGUACUGUUGUCGGCCGGAUCGUCUCGGGCGAUGGUCGUCGGCUAGCUGGUCGACGCGUCGAUGGACAGGGCCAAGUUUGGGGCGACAGCGGCAAUGUCAUUGGACGCGCGGAGCUGAUCCCCGGUGCUGAACAGGAGAGGCCUGAGGGUCCGUUCUUUGGAUUCGAAGGCGCAACUGUUGGCGCCGAGGGGGUCGUCGCUGAUUCCACCGGACAGGUGAUCGGGCGCGUUGUCGAAGGCGAUGCGGCGCGACUGCUUGGACGCCCCGUUGACGAGGAUGGCGACAUUCUCGACAAGAACGGCAAUGGAAUUGGUCGUGCGGAGCGCUGGCAGCCGGAGUCUAAGCCGCGCAAUGUCAGUCCCAUGGCCGGCCGCAAGGUCACCCGUGAAGGCGAAGUGCGCGAUACCGAUGGGAAUCUGAUCGGGAAGCUCACCGCGGGGAACCUGGCUACGCUGGUCGGACGCGAGAUCGACGACAACGGGUACGUGGUCGACAACGACGGCAACCGAUUGGGAGAGUGUACGCUGCUGGAGAACAUCCCCGAGCCCGAGCCCGAGCCCGAGCCCGAGGGCCCAACAGAGGCGGAGAAGGAGGAGCAGCGCAAGGCCGAGGAGGACCGUCAGCUGGCGCAGAAGAUGAGCACCAUUGUGUCGCAGGCAUUGGAUCGCAUGCGUCCGAUUUGCAAGAUGAUCUCUGAGCACGUCGACAAAGCAGACCGCACUCCCCGCGAGGAGCUCGACGAAGAAGCCCUCGUCCAGCAGGUCAAGCCUCUCCUCGAAGAGGGCGGCAACAUCCUACAAGAAUGCAAUGGCGCGGUCCGGGCUCUCGACCCCGACGGUCGCAUCGCUGCGACGGCCAAGGCACGCGCCGCCUCUCAUGAAGCCACGCCGGCCGAGUAUGCGCUCGCAGACCAACUCAAGGAGCUGACCGACACGGUUGUGCAGACGAUCGACAACGGCAAGAAGCGCAUCGCUGACAUGCCGCAUGCGAAGAAGGAGUUGAACCCGCUGUGGGGAUUGCUCAGCGAGCCGCUGUUCCAGAUCAUCGCCGCCGUUGGACUUCUCCUGACGGGCGUGUUGGGUCUGGUCGGCAGACUGCUCGAAGGCCUUGGAUUAGGGCCGCUGGUCCAUGGCCUACUUGGAGGACUGGGAAUUGAUCGAUUGCUGGGCAGCUUGGGUCUUGGGGGCCUCACAGACGCCCUGGGUAUGAAGAGCUAGUGGUUUUACCUGUGUACACUGUUUUAUUCGUGUUUGCCAUGAUGUUUAUGUCAAUGUUGUAUUAUUAGCCCUAAUGUCUUAGUUAGCCUCAUCGGCAUCAAAAUGACCAUCCAUCCUGCUUACAUGUGC